Molecule: messenger RNA, 5118 nt
Organism: Letharia lupina
Lineage: Eukaryota; Fungi; Ascomycota; Lecanoromycetes; Lecanorales; Parmeliaceae
Exons: 3
Coding region: 1-5118 (1705 amino acids)
Biological process (GO): transmembrane transport
Cellular component (GO): membrane
Molecular function (GO): ATP hydrolysis activity; ABC-type transporter activity; ATP binding
Source: RefSeq, a predicted model, not a curated record
AUGCAAGCUCUUGGCGAAUUGAUCCAAGGGUCGCACCAGCACGGCGUUUCCAAACCACCAAAUGCCGUUGCUGAAGCAGAUCCAGAAGCAAGUAAGGAGGUUGACGCCUCGACGCCUGAUACCAUCGCCGAGGUCGAAGAUCUCAAGGCACACCACCCUCCCCCUCCACAACCCAAUGAAUCGGUUGAGAAUCGCGUCUCCGUUGGCCGCGCAGAAGCCGAGUUCGCAGAAUUGAGUCGUCAGCUCUCCGGCAUAUCGGAAAAAAGCAAGACAAUAUCAAGGAGACCAAGCCACGGAAGUAUUUUGAGCCGAGGCAGUGGAUUGAAAGAGAAGGACAUCGAGAAGGAGCCAACGAGCUCAACGGAGUCUGAGGUAGAUUCAUGGGAUCUGGAGCAGACAUUGAGAGGCACCAAAGAUGAGGACGUUGCUGCCGGGAUCAAGUCAAAGCACAUUGGCCUCGUAUGGGAGGGUCUUACGGUCCGAGGUGUUGGGGGUGUCAAGAACAUCGUCAAGACUUUCCCUGAGGCCUUUGUAUCUUUCUUCAACGUUGUUGGGACGGCGAUGCAUAUCUUUGGAUAUGGCAAGAAAGGAAGAGAUCUCGACAUUUUGAGAAACUUUCGAGGGGUGGUCCUACCCGGCGAGAUGGUUUUGGUGUUGGGGAGGCCAGGCUCAGGAUGCACGACGUUCUUGAAAGUCAUAGCCAAUCAACGUUUUGGAUACACGGGCAUUGACGGAGAAGUGUUAUACGGGCCAUACGAUUCCAAGACCUUCGCUAAAUACUACCGAGGAGAAGCUGUCUACAAUGGGGAGGAUGAUAUACACAAUCCUACACUCACAGUUGGCCAGACGCUGGGUUUUGCUCUAGACGUCAAGACCCCUGGCAAACGGCCUGGUGGAAUGUCCAAAGGGGAGUUCAAGACAAAGGUGGUGAACCUGCUCCUCAAGAUGUUCAACAUUGAACACACCAUCAACACCAUCGUUGGCAACCCUUACAUGCGAGGUGUGUCCGGAGGUGAAAGAAAACGAGUUUCCAUUGCGGAGAUGAUGGUAACGUCAGCGUGCAUAUGCGCUUGGGACAAUACGACGCGAGGAUUGGAUGCUUCAACGGCGUUGGACUAUGCCAAGUCUUUGAGAAUUAUGACCAACAUCUACAAAACAACCACCUUUGUCUCGCUGUACCAAGCUAGUGAGAACAUCUACAACCAAUUUGACAAAGUGAUGGUCAUAGACGAGGGCCGCCAAGUGUUCUUCGGUCCUGCGACGGAAGCCCGGGCAUACUUUGAGGGGCUCGGCUUCAAAGAAAAGCCCAGACAGACUACCCCGGACUAUCUUACCGGCUGCACUGAUUCAUUUGAACGUGAAUAUGCAUCUGGAAUGUCCGAAUCCAAUGCUCCGCACGACCCUGACUCCCUUGCGAAAGCCUUCGAUGAAUCCAUAUUCGCGAGCAAGCUGUCAGAAGAGAUGGUUGACUACCGUGAAAAGCUCGAGAACGAAAAGGAAGUCUACACCGAAUUUGAGACCGCGCAUCAACAAGGCAAGCAGAAGCAUACGAUGAAGUCCAGUGUCUAUGCUGCGCCUUUCUACCUGCAGAUCUGGGCUUUGAUGCUACGCCAGUUUCUCAUCAAAUGGCAAGAUAAGUUCUCGCUCGUUGUUUCCUGGAUCACUAUGAUAGUCGUCGCUAUCAUACUUGGCACUGUGUGGCUCAAUUUGCCUGACACCUCAGCGGGUGCCUUCACGCGAGGAGGGGUCUUGUUCGUCUCUCUCCUUUUCAAUGCCUUCCAAGCCUUCGGCGAGCUCGCUUCAACCAUGCUUGGCCGGCCGAUCGUCAACAAGCACCGUGCAUAUACCUUUCACAGGCCUUCCGCUUUGUGGAUCGCCCAGAUCAUUGUCGACCUAGCUUUCGCCGCGGUUCAGAUCUUCGUCUUCAGCGUCAUGGUAUACUUUAUGUGCCAUCUCGUUAGGGAGCCUGGUGCAUUCUUCAUAUUCUACCUAGUCGUUGUUAGUGGAUAUCUGGCAAUGACCCUCUUCUUCCGAACAUUGGGCUGUCUUUGUCCCGACUUUGAUUAUGCGAUGAAGUUCGCUGCUAUCGUCAUUACUCUAUUCGUGUUGACGUCUGGGUACUUGAUCCCAUAUCAAAACGAGAAGAAGUGGCUACGAUGGAUCUUCUGGAUCAAUGCACUGGGUCUUGGUUUCUCUGAUCUGAUGAUGAAUGAAUUCGGGCGCCUCACUCUGACUUGCACUUCAACUUCUCUCGUACCCUCUGGAUCUUCCUAUGGGAACAUAGCCAACCAAGUUUGCACCCUCCCCGGGGGUUCUGCUGGAUCGACUCGAAUUCAAGGAAGCGAUUACAUAAGACUUGCAUUUGACUAUGACGUUGGCGACCUAUGGAGGAAUUUUGGGAUCAUCAUCGUCCUCAUCGUCGGAUUCCUCUUUUUGAAUGCUACUCUAGGCGAAGCCCUCAACUUUGGUGCCGGUGGCAAAACCGUCACCUUUUUCGCCAAAGAAGAUAUAGAAAAGAAGAAGCUCAACGACGGGCUUAUGCAAAGAAGACAGAAGCGCCAACUAAAACAAGAGAUGCAAGGCUCAGAGCUGAACAUUACUUCCAAAGCUGUCCUUACGUGGGAAGGUCUGUGUUAUGACGUUCCAGUACCCUCAGGGCAACUGCGCUUGCUGAAGGAUGUCUUUGGAUACGUGCAACCUGGCCGGCUGACUGCCCUGAUGGGUGCUUCUGGUGCUGGUAAGACGACCUUGCUUGAUGUCCUGGCUUCUCGAAAGAACAUUGGAACCAUAUCAGGUGAUGUUCUGGUUGAUGGCAUAGCUCCUGGAACCGCGUUUCAAAGAGGAACGUCAUAUGCUGAACAGCUUGACGUUCAUGAGUCGACUCAGACAGUGAGAGAAGCUCUGAGGUUCAGUGCCGAUCUCCGGCAACCAUACGAGGUCUCUCAAGAAGAGAAGUACGCCUAUGUCGAGGAAGUCAUAUCCUUGCUCGAGAUGGAAGAAAUUGCAGAUGCUAUCAUUGGCGAACCCGAGAGCGGGCUGGCAGUUGAACAACGGAAACGUGUGACAAUCGGCGUGGAGCUGGCAGCUAAGCCUGAACUGCUCCUCUUCCUGGAUGAGCCUACAUCUGGACUCGACUCACAGUCGGCUUUCAACAUUGUCCGCUUUCUUAAGAAGCUCGCGGCCGCUGGGCAAUGCAUCCUUUGUACGAUCCAUCAACCCAACUCGGCGCUCUUCGAAAACUUCGAUCGUCUACUUUUGCUACAACGCGGAGGCGAGUGUGUGUACUUUGGGAACAUAGGGAAAGAUGCUAUAGUACUCCUAGAAUAUUUUCGCAAGAACGGUGCGAUUUGCCCUCCAAACGCUAACCCAGCCGAAUGGAUGCUUGAUGCCAUUGGGGCUGGACAAGCACCCAGGAUCGGUGCAAGGGAUUGGGGCGACAUUUGGCGAACCUCCUCCGAGCUAGCAGACACCAAAGAAACCAUCCGCCGUAUCAAGACUGAGCGUAUUUCCGAGGUUGGAUCCAACCGCAAGACCGACGAGAAUGAAUAUGCUACACCUCUCUGGCAUCAAAUCAAGAUCGUCAACAGACGCACUCAUCUCUCGUUCUGGCGAUCUCCUAAUUAUGGCUUUACACGGUUCUUCAAUCACGUCGCCAUUGCCAUACUGACUGGACUUACAUUCUUGCAAUUGGACGACUCUCGCUCAUCACUACAAGAGCGAAUAUUCGUAAUCUUCCAGACUGUCGUCCUCCCCGCCAUCAUUGUAGCACAGGUCGAGCCAAAAUACGACCUCUCACGCUUAGUCUUCUACCGAGAAUCCGCUGCAAAGGCAUACAAGCAGUUUCCCUUCGCGCUCUCUAUGGUCCUUGCGGAGAUGCCCUACAGCAUUCUUUGCGCAGUGGGCUUUUUCUUUCCCCUUUACUACAUGCCCGGAUUUCAGUCCGCAUCUAGUCGUGCAGGCUAUCAAUUCCUCAUCAUCCUUAUCACGGAGCUCUUCUCGGUGACCCUGGGCCAGAUGAUUUCCGCUUGCACGCCUAGCAGCUUCAUCGCCAUGCUCCUCAAUCCCUUCCUUAUCAUCACGUUCGCUCUCUUCUGCGGUGUCACAAUCCCCCAGCCACAAAUACCAAAGUUCUGGAGAGCCUGGUUGUACCAGCUGGACCCAUUUACGAGGCUGAUUGGAGGCAUGGCAAUGAUUUGCUCCCCCUCUCAGCUCAACACCUUUACUCCCCCAACUGGUCAAACAUGCGGCCAAUACAUGGAUGCUUUCUUCUCGAGCGGCGGAGCAGGCUAUCUUGUCAACAACGCAACGGAUGUCUGCCAAUACUGCGCCUACAAGGUCGGAGAUCAAUUCUAUGAGCCGUUGGGUUACAAUUUCGAUCAUAGGUGGAGGGAUUUGGGUAUCUUUGCCGCUUUCAUUGGUAGCAACUUGAUCUUGCUAUUCUUAGGGAGCAGCUUAACGCUACAUUUGAGCCUGUCUUGUGCCAAACCCGCCAAAUCCUUCAGCUUUCCGCUCAAACUCUGCGCAAAGCUCGAAGAUCACCAGCGUCCGCACCCACCACCAUCAACCACCCCCAUGCCCGCCCUCGCCAUCCUCACCCUGCAAAUCCUCUUUGCACUCUCCUGCCUCCUCUUCCUCCUCUACCUCAUCACCAUCUACAUUCUCCGACGUCCUGGACUGGGGCCGGGUCACUUAUCUUUCAACGCCCUUUUCGAUCAACGACGCUGGAACCUCAAGCCCACCCCACCGCCCACACCUCUACCUCUCAAUCUAUCAUCCCAACAAGGAGAUCUCAAACGCAACGCACAACCCGCCUAUCACAACCCCUUCGAUUCCAGCCCCACAACGACUUCUUCUUCUUCCCCAACGUCUUCAUCCGCAAUCGACUGCAUGAGCCAGAGCAGCGGGAUCCUCCACCCAGAUACCUCCGCAACGGCGCCAAUAACGUGGCGGGAUCCAUGGCGAUGGCGGUUCGGGACCGGAGACUCACGUCGAGAUAGGAGUGGCAGCGAGAGCGGGGUUGCUGAAGAAAGGCGAACGGGAUCGGAGAGUCCGGGAUUGAGUCCGCUUGGGUUGGGGAAGUAUUUCUUCGAGGGCGGGGUCGGGGUUCGGGAUAUGUGA